AUGCUACGGGGAGCGUUGCUGUGGAAGGUGGUGACCGGGCUGACGGGGGACUGCGGGGACAGGAGCCACCCCGGGUACCGUGUGUACGAGCACAUCGCCGGCUCCGGGCAGAUCUUCCAGCAGGUGACAGAGCGAAUUUACAGAGCGACGGAAACACUUGUGCGGUUAUUCCGCACCCGCACCCGGCCUGCAGAGCUGCUGAGGGGUCUCGCCGGGGGACCGUGCAGCCAGGGCUUGCAGGAGAUUCACAUCGAUGAGAAAACCGUCAGCCCUCACCUCAGCCUGUCAGAAGACAGGGAAACCCUGACCUUCAGCCCCAAGAAGGACUGCCCCGAGCGAUUUGACCACUGGCCCAAUGCUUUGGCCACUGUGGCUUUCCACUUGGGAGUCUGCGCGUGGAAGAUCAGCGUGGAGAAGAGCUGCACCUACAAGCUGGGGGUUUGCCACAGCUCCCUGCCGCAGAAGGGGUCUGGCAACAAAGCCCGCCUGGGCUUCAACGCUGCCUCCUGGGUCUUCUUGCACUACGAUGAGUUCGGGUUCCUGCACGCUGGGCACCCGCAGGCGGUGGAGCUGAUCAUGUCUCCGGCUGAGAUCAGGGUGCUGGUUGACUUUGCAGGAGGUGAGAUUCCUGCCAUCCUCUUCUCCCACAGGCAGACCUUCGUGGAGCCGCUCGAUCCCGUCUUUGCUGUGGUACACCAGAGCAUCUCGCUCGUCCGGUGA
Molecule: messenger RNA, 720 nt
Organism: Fulmarus glacialis (Northern fulmar)
Lineage: Eukaryota; Metazoa; Chordata; Aves; Procellariiformes; Procellariidae
Product: B box and SPRY domain-containing protein-like
Source: RefSeq, a predicted model, not a curated record